This is a messenger RNA of Cinara cedri, 870 nucleotides long. Lineage: Eukaryota; Metazoa; Arthropoda; Insecta; Hemiptera; Aphididae. The record is from the annotation of a GenBank genome assembly.
AUGAUUCAUAGAGAAGCUUUAGCUUCCAAAAAACUUCAACCAGAUGUUAAUAAAGUACUCCUUAAUGCUAUAAGUGUAAUAAAUUUUAUAAAAUCAAAGUCAUUAAAUUCCAGACUUUUUACUAUACUUUGCAAUGAAAUGGGUUCUGACCAUGAAAAAUUGCUUCUUCAUACUGAAGUAAGGUGGUUGUCUCGUGGUAAAAUGUUAUCACGCCUUUUUGAACUCAGAGAUGAAGCACGAAUUUUUCUUCUGGAACGUAAUAAUAAACUUUCGGAACAUUUUUUAGACGAACAAUGGCUUGCAAUUCUGGGUUAUCUUGCAGAUAUAUUUGAAAAACUAAAUUGUCUAAAUUUAAGCCUACAAGGGAAAAAUACUAAUAUUUUAUUUCUUUCUGAUAAAAUCAAUGCUUUUAAAAAGAAAAUUCUUCUGUAGAAAAAUUAUAUCGACGAUGAAAAAUUUGAAAUGUUUUCAUGUUUAUCAGAAUUCCUCAGUGAUAAUGAUGUGGAUAUUAAUAUGAUAAAAGAAAUUAUAACUGCUCAUCUAAGAAGUUUACAAACAAACUUUAAUGCACGGUUUGAAGAUUUCCCAGAAGAAAGUCUAGGUUGAAUAAGAAAUCCAUUUCAUUUUAAUAUCAAUGAACUAAAAUUAGGAAAUUUAAAAAUAAGCGAAGAACUAAUUGACUUGUCAUCAGAUGAAAAUCUACGUAUCAGAUUUCAAGAAAAUGCAUGUGAUACAUUUUGGAUUUCCAUCAAAUUUGAAUAUCCAGAAUUAUCAAAACAAGCCAUAUCAAUUUUACUUCCUUUUGCAUCAACUUAUUUAUGCGAAACAGCAUUUUCAACACUAAAGAUAAUUAAAAACAAAUAUUUAUAA